UUGAUUCAUAUCACUUUAAUUAAAAAACAUAAAUACAUGUUAGUAGAUGGUAAGAUGAAGUUGGUAAAAAAAUCAAGUAUUUACAUGAGCGUUAUAUUCUUGUUAUAUGUUGUCGAAUGUCUAAAGGUUUCUAGAAAAUACAGAGAUGUAAUACAAAAUGUAAACAAGUCGGAAUGUGAUCAACUUAGUAACACGGUGUGGGGAAGGUCAAACGGUCUAUGUAAAUGCAGCAGUAGAGACAGGACGUUUCAUAUUGUUAAUGGUACAGCAGGUUGCUUUAGACGUUCAAAAAUCUCACCAGGAUGUAAAAAAGAUGUCUUGAAGUCUCAAAAAAUAUAUCGCGACAUGGAAGAUUGUCAACAUUAUUCACUAUUGGCAUGGAAUAGCAUUGCCCAAAGUUGGGUGAAUAUUCAUAUUAAAGAACAUUUUGAUGGAGAAGGACUUAAUAUUUGGCUCAAUGGAAAAUUGAAUAAUAUUAAAGGAAGAUUGGUUAAAUUACUUUGUGGCAAGCGAAAAAAUCCUUCAACACAUGUUAUUUCAGCUGAUUGCUACGUAUAUAAAAAAUUUGGAACAUAUACUUAUUACACAACAAUAACAGCAAAAACUUCAACACCAAUUUCAACAACGACUUCGAAACAGAUCACAACAAAAUCAGCAAUGACAUUGAAAGAAAACUCAAAUGGAAAUAGCAACAGUAUUAUCAUUGGAAGCGCAUGCGCUAUGGUUGUAAUUGUUGUACUAAUUUUGAUUGUAUUAAUUGUAAGGUGGAAGAAAGCCAACAGAACGCCGUCAAAUUCUACGGUAAAGAGUCCAAGUUGCGUGGAUAAUAAUAAUCAGGGAAGCUUGAAAACAAAUAAUUAUGCAUCUGAUAAUUAUGCUACAGCAGAUUUGCAGAUGGUUUCUCAUUUACAAUAUAAAAAGGGUGAAAAGGCGAAAGAAGAAGAGAUUUAUAAAGAGAUAGAUAAAAAUGGAGUCUUUGAUGAAGAUUAUGCACAGCUGUCUUACUGCAACAGCGUACAAACAUCAUUGCAAAAUGAUGGAUUAAAUGAACCGCUGUACUUUGAAACAGCGAUAGAAGCUGACACGGAGAAUAAAUUGGUGUCUGAACCAGUAUAUGUGGAAACAGUCCCGGAGGAUUGAAUACGAAGAAAGAAUGGAUUUAGUAUUUAUUGGCAUGAAGGCUAUGUACAAAUGACGUUAACGUAUGUUUUAAAAAGAGUGUU
Messenger RNA from Hydractinia symbiolongicarpus, 1223 nucleotides. RefSeq lists its product as uncharacterized. The transcript is spliced from 8 exons. Bases 37 to 1140 code for a protein of 367 amino acids. The record is from RefSeq and is a predicted model, not a curated record. Lineage: Eukaryota; Metazoa; Cnidaria; Hydrozoa; Anthoathecata; Hydractiniidae.